Molecule: messenger RNA, 237 nt
Organism: Nestor notabilis (Kea)
Lineage: Eukaryota; Metazoa; Chordata; Aves; Psittaciformes; Psittacidae
Product: PHD finger protein 7-like
Exons: 3
Coding region: 1-237 (78 amino acids)
Source: RefSeq, a predicted model, not a curated record
AUGAGCACAGCGAGCCCGUGCCCCGCUGCCUCCCUCCAUCCCCGGAUCACAGCCCUGCUGUGUGGGUUCUGCCAGCGGGCAGACCACAACCCCGAAGUGUUCGGGCAGCUGUGCCAUCAGGAUGGGCUCUGCAUCCAUGAGAACUGCCUGUACCACGCCACCAGGCUGAACCAGAGAGGGACUGAUGAGGAAGGCUUCUAUGGCUUCCUCUUCCCUGACAUCCCGGGGGAGCUGUAG